This is a messenger RNA of Bombus terrestris (buff-tailed bumblebee), 2776 nucleotides long. RefSeq names its product cytochrome P450 9e2. The record is from RefSeq and is a predicted model, not a curated record. The transcript has a single exon. Gene Ontology annotation, molecular function: iron ion binding; heme binding; oxidoreductase activity, acting on paired donors, with incorporation or reduction of molecular oxygen. Bases 275 to 1876 code for a protein of 533 amino acids. NCBI's taxonomy places the organism in Eukaryota, Metazoa, Arthropoda, Insecta, Hymenoptera, Apidae.
AGUUGCAUCAACCCGUCACAGCCAGUCAGUACGUACGCAGCGCUCUAGCAUAAGCAUCAUUUAAUCGCGUGUUCGGCCACUCUCUCACAUUAGAGUAUCCAUAUACGUUGACAGCUUCUAAGCUUUUUCUUAACAUCGAAUCAAACAUAAGCUUUUCUCGUGAUUACCGAUCGAAAGUCGAAUCUCUUUAAAGAAAAACAAUGAUCUAAUUCUCUAGUAGGUGGUUGUGUGGUGUUAUACCAGUGAAUACCCAGUAGAAGUGUUGAAAAUAACGAUGGAAAUAAACUGGUGGCCAAUAAUCGCGGCGGUGGUCGCCGUAAUCGCGGUAGCUUAUUACAGAAUCACUAGGAUCUACGAUUUCUUUGAGAAACGCGGGAUUCCUUAUUACAGUUACGUCCCGCUAUUAGGAAGCAUUUGGGAGGCCAUACUUCAACGAAUCUCGUUCGCCGAGACGGUUGAAAAAAUAUACCAGGCGUUUCCUGAUUCGAAGUACAUCGGUUUUUUCGACUUCUCCUCACCCAUAGUUAUGAUUCGAGAUCUCGAAUUGCUCAAGUCGAUCACCGUGAAGAACUUCGAUCAUUUUCCAGAUCACAGAUCCUUCGAUAACGUAGAUAGAGAUCCCCUGUUUGGUAAGAAUUUAUUUGCCCUUCGUGGCGAUAGAUGGAAGGAAGUGCGAAACACGUUGAGUCCAGCCUUCACGUCAAGCAAGAUGAAGGCGAUGUUCGUACUAAUGCGCGAAUGCGCUAAGGAAUACGGCGAUUAUUUCGCUUCUUUGCCUGCCGACCAGACUACUUUGGAGUUAAAAGAUUCGUUCACCAAAUAUACCAACGACGUAAUCGCUACUUGUGCCUUUGGCAUUAACGUGAACUCGAUAAAGGACCCGAAGAACAAUUUUUACGUGUACGGUAGAGAGGCUACUCAUUUUGGAAGAUCGCAAUCCAUCAAGUUUUUCAUUGUAAGAAGCUUGCCCUGGAUAGCUAGAGCAUUAAAUAUCAGGAUAAUUAAGAAGCAGAUCGUGGAUUUUUUCCAAGACUUGGUGGCUACUACGAUAAAGACCAGAGACGAGAAAGGUAUCGUUCGUCCGGAUAUGCUUCAGCUGAUGAUGGAAACGAGAGGGAAAUUAGCCCCAGAAAAGCAGCUGACCAUCGAAGAUAUGACUGCCCAGGCGUUCGUCUUCUUCUUUGGUGGAUUCGAAAGCACCUCUACUCUGAUGUGCUUCGCUGCUUACGAGGUUGGAGUGAACGAGGAAGUUCAGAGGAGAUUGCAAGACGAAAUCGAUCAGGUUUUGGAGGAUUGUAAGGGCGAAGCCACGUACGAGGCUAUCAACGACAUGAAGUAUCUGGACGCUGUCAUUCUCGAGAGUCUUAGGAUGUACCCAACCAUCGUGGCUGUCGAUAGACUUUGCGUAAAACCGUUCGAAUUACCGCCACAUUUGCCAGGAAAAAAACCCUACAUCGUCCAAGAAAAUGAAUGCAUAUGGAUACCGAUUUAUGGAAUUCAGCGUGAUCCACAGAAUUAUCCAGAGCCAAACAAAUUCAAUCCCGAUAGAUUCUACAGCGAUGCGACACAGAUGUCCAACUCCAGUUCGCUCUUUACCUUUGGAUUGGGACCUAGAAUGUGUAUCGGUAACAGAUUCGCGAUAUUGGAGGCGAAAGUUUUGUUGUUCUAUAUUUUUGCCAAGUGUAACCUCACACCGUGCGCCAAGACCUCUAUACCGCUGAAAUUGAACAAGAAAGGAUUUGCUAUGACGUCAGAGAAUGGAUUUUGGUUUAACAUUCAACCGAGAAACAUAAAGAAAGGCGAGGUCGAGAAAAUUACGGUUCCAGGAACGACGAUGUUUAUCGAGAAGAUUCCUGAUAGACAUCCAGACAAUUAAGUCAUAUGCGAUGUUUGUAAUAUCAAUUUUCCGAACUUUCGUUUGAAAAUAUCUACGUAUAUUUUUUCGAUGUAUUCAAUGCGAUAAGAUCGACGGUAAACCAGAAAUCAGAACCAAAGGCUUCGAGUUGAACACGUCACUUCAAACGUUUAUAUUUAGUUAUUCGCAUCGUCACUUGAUUUCGAAGUAUUAAGAAUCGAGAUGCUUGUUUCGCAAAAGAAAGUGAAAAACACAUAUACUUGGGGUAUUCAAAGUAUAUAGAGAAAUAAAAAGCUUUCAUACAAUAUUUUCAUUGUAACGCAUAAAAUAUAUGAAUUGUACAAAGUUUCGGCUCAACGAUUUCUCUUUUGUUCGAACAGAGAAACACUCUUAGAUAUCUAUAUUUAAAAUCAACAAAUUGAAAAUAAUUCUAUUUAACAACGAAGAACAUAGUGAUUUUUGCGGAGAUGAAGUACAUCUUGUUUUAUUUAAUUGUGUUAAAACAUCGUUAAAUUUUCAUAACUUUAAGCGAUUUUAGUAUUUUGUCGAAUGAUUUUCUAUUGAUACGAUCUUUAUGAUUAAUAUGAUUUUGUAGAAUUUAUAGAAAAUAAUCGUUACUAAUGUUCUACAAGUGUACUCUUAUUCAGCUGGUUUGCCAAAUGCUCGACGGAUGAUCUAAUACAUAGAUAAUACAGAUCUAAUGAUCUAAUAAUUCGAUCGAUGUUUUAUAGCUUUUUUUCCUUUAUACGUGUUUACGAGAUUUUCUCUGUAUACUAACAUUUAUAUACAUUUUAUUAUUUAGAUAAAUGUAUCUGUUAUAAUAUAAUAUGAUUAAACAAAAUUAAUAUUUGGAAUAAGAAUAUUUUGGGUUUAAAUAGAGGAACAAAAUAAAUAAAUACAAGUUUGUAUUGGGAAAUAGAA